GUGCCGAGUGUUUACGAUGUUCCGAAUCGAGCUCUCCGUGUUUUGAAACAAUUUGUAACAUUUUUAAAUUUACUCACCUGCAAUACCAAUACUGAAGUACAACUAAGCACUAUUACAAAAUUAAACACUAAUUCAAGAUAUCGCAAUUUCGUCGUUGGAGUAUGAAAUCUGCCUCUGUAAUGAAGCUUUAUGUGACACUAAAAAAAACGGACGCGUUGAUUGACAAUUUGUAUAGUCGCACUAAGAAAAUACAUAGUCGGUUGAAAAACACAUAAAUUAUGUUGAUAUGAACAAUAUGUAUAGUGCUUUCAAACUUGACAAUCCAACUAUGUGUUUAUUCAUGGUAACAUUAUUAUAUUCUGAAGAAGAACUUACUCACAUGGUAGUCAUUACUAUAUCAGUUGGACCUAACUUAAUGGUGACCGAGAGUUCAAUUUCACCUUACUUGUAAUUGUCAUUGGGACUUUUUCGUUCUUAUUUUAAUGAUUGUCACAAUUACCACGCCAGAAAAGUCAUAAAGACAAAUAGUAUAGUCAAGUAGUAGAGUUUUUGUCCUAGUGCUUAUUACAAUACAGAUGGUGAAUAAUCUGAUAUCAUGGUCGUUACUAUUAUUUGAGUGCACAGUUGAAAUUACCAUGAGGAACAGGUUGCGGUUACUGUAACUUUUUUCUGAGUGUAUGAGUUAUGUCCAAAGAGGGAAUGUUUCCACGAAGCUAUGAUAAUAUUACAAAACUCAACUUGAAGAGUGAUGCGGAGCGAUUUCGAUUUAAUUUUAAAAAUUUUAUUUUGCGGUAUAUUUGAAUGAUCUACAAUCUUGUUUAAUUAAAAAAAAAAUUCAAUCGAUUUCACUGAAACUAUUUUUUUUAUUAGUGUACCUCUUGUCAAGCUUGUACUAAAAAUUAUCAUGUCAAAACGUAAAUUGGCAACACUUCAUCCAUGUUUACUUUUUGAUGCUCCAGCAGAUGCGAUAUGUUUUCUGUUUACUAAUGUUCGCCGGUUGGCCCAAAUUGAGUAUUACAUGAAAUUUCUAAGCUGUUUUAUAGAUGGAAUCCACCAAUAAAUAUCACGAUGAAAUUCCGAAACGUCUGCUUGGGCAGCUAGUUUUAGUGGAGAGAAUUGCUAUCAAUCGAAAACAUUCCGUGCUGGCUGUGAUAAUCAGUACCGAGCUUCGCCUGCUGGAAGUAAACCAACGUGCCAUAAUUACCUCAAUUGAUUUAGCGCAGUUUUUAGAUACUGCAGAACCAACGGCUCCGGUAUCGAGCAUUUUUGGAACGUCGCCACUGGUUCCAGAAACAGGUUCAAACGAGGGUAAGGAAAUUUCGCUUUCCAUUUUCCGCACAUACGAUGGAACUGAACGGAAGCUGUUCUAUUUGAUAAGCAUCGAUCGUAAAUUAGUGGUACUAGAGCGGAAUGAUCAACCGUCGGUAAAUUUCGUGCAUUUUCGAACUUUCGAUUCCUAUUCCCGACACGAAAUAACUGGAUUGAAAGAUAAUCCGGGGGUUCCGGUUGUGGAGAUCUAUCUGGAGCAUCAAACUGAACCUGUUGUAACUGAUUUUCAGUCCUAUUGUGUGGAGUCCAAUGAAGAAGCGGAGAAUAGCUUCGUUUGUUUCCACGAAAUUCAGAAAACGUUAAGAGAACAGACUAACGAAAAGCGAGCAGAGCUCGCCACCGCGCGGUCGAGAACCGGAGAACUAUUUGAUAAACUGAAUGAUCGCUUGAAGCAAGUCCCGUCGCUACUACGAAGCGAAAAUCCGGACGAAAAACGACCGCUUGUUAAAUAUGGUGAUAUCUGGAUCAAAGUCCACAACGAACAACUGGUAGUCGGCAUUCCGAUCUUCAACUGUACAUACAAACGACGUCUAACCUUAACGAACCUGAGCUUGUUUCUGGAUAAUGCUUCUAAGGCUCGUCUUGCUUAUUCGUGCAAAUUUUACCAGUUAGAUGACGAUGAUAUCUUGUUCAAAAACUACGAACAAAUUCUGGCUGCCGAGGAUAUCAUAUCCGAUGUCCCCUUGUUCCAGCAAGAAUGGGCCGUGCCAAAGAACAAUGUACUUCAUCCGGAACAAUCAGCUAUUUUCGUGGCCACAAUGGAGUUGACAUCCGUCCUUGAUCAGCUGGAAACGGCAACCACUUUUGAGUGCUUUGUUCUGUACGACGUGGCUACGCUGGAAGCAAAUAUCUGCGACCGACUUCAGCUGUAUUUGGGAGCGUUAGAAGUGAAACGAAGUGAUCUGUUCAGUGAUAGAUGUGCUGUUAGUUUUAAGGACAGUCGAAGUAUUUUCAAAGAUCUCCUUUCGUUGACCGCAACCUCUGAGUUUGUAGCUAUUGAAGUUAGUUUUGAGAAAGCGCCCGAUCGGGGUUUGGACCGGUUCUUCAUUGAAGCGCUCAAGUUUCAGUCAGUUUUGUUGACUAGCGCAAUCCAUUCCCAAGAAAUUUUGUACUACCCUGAUAGCGGAUAUUGGCAGGGAGUGCUGAUUAGAUUGGAUGAAUUGAAUCAAUCUAAACAAAAAAUUAAAAUUUACGGCAGAUAUAAACAUCAGAUAAUAACACUGAUUCAAACCAUUUAUUCGGACUAUGAGGAAAGGUGCUCUUUGAUGUUAGCAGAAGAUAAAAAUACUACCUUGGAGGAAUUCAAGGACAGCAUCAUCAAUGAACUGAAGGUGAAAAUCGAAAAGCCAUUGGAUAUUCAGCAAAUCGCUUCCCAUGAGCUGAAAACAGAUUCUAUCUAUUCAAAGUUGGCCCUAGAAUAAAGACAAAAUUAAAACGAUCAAAUAACUUUGCAGCAUAUUAU
Malaya genurostris is the source of this 2791-nucleotide messenger RNA. RefSeq lists its product as uncharacterized. The transcript has 5 exons. Lineage: Eukaryota; Metazoa; Arthropoda; Insecta; Diptera; Culicidae. The coding region runs from base 1044 to 2750 and encodes 568 amino acids. The record is from RefSeq and is a predicted model, not a curated record.